AUGGUGACGAUCUGUACCUACAAUACACGUACACUUGCGUGCGAGUCCUCGAUAGAAGAAUUGCUCAUGCAAGCAAGAAGGAUAAAGUACGACGUCAUCGGCCUGGCCGAGACGACACGAUACCACGCAUUCAACGCCGUCUAUGACACCGGAGAAGAACUGUUCCUCGGAACAUGCGACAGUAGAGUCGGCGGUGUCGGCGUUCUCGUCAACACGAGUUUGUCCAUGAGUAUCGAUUCAUUCCAGCAGCUCGCAACCCGAAUCGGACUUUUACGAUUGAAAAGAUGUGGGUCAGUAACGGCUUUGACAAUCUUCGUCGCUUACACGCCGCCAUCAAACUAUGACGAAGAAGAAGUUCAAGCGUUCUAUAUGGACUUGGAGGAGUUCUACAGAGAAGACCAUACAUUCUUCAAGGCCAUCAUUGGGGAUUUUAACGCCAAGAUUGGAACAAGAAGAACGUCAGAAGAACGUCACAUUGGGACCAACGAAUUGGAAUAG
Molecule: messenger RNA, 498 nt
Organism: Angiostrongylus costaricensis
Lineage: Eukaryota; Metazoa; Nematoda; Chromadorea; Rhabditida; Metastrongylidae
Source: the annotation of a GenBank genome assembly